GCUGGUGCCCAAGGCGGCGAAGGCCGCGCUGUUGGGCCUUUUGCUGCAGCUCAUCAGCCCCGACGUGGCCAACAUGCUCGGCGGCGAGUCCUCCAAGAAGACAGUGGGCCCCGGCGAGAAGACUGCCCGCGGGGUCGCUGCGAACGUCAUGAGUGUUUACGCCUAUGGGUUCGUCGGUCCCGCCAGGAUGCAAUUUUCCGGCGGGGGGCCCACCAGCGCUCUGACAAACCCUUUCCUCGCGUUGGGUUCUCACGCGUGGCCGGGAGCGAGGCAAAACCUGAACACCUUCCCCGCCAUAUUAGUGAAAGCAGUAGUCUCGGCGAGGACGGAACUACACGCAGAGAUCCGCAACGCCAUCGCUGAAUUCCUCAUCCCUCUCAUGGAAGAGGAGGCAUCCACGAACAACCCGAUGACCGGCGCGGACCUCCUCCGUGGCGUCCGCGAGCGGAUAAUGGACGUCGACCCCGAGUCGGAGGAACUGACUGGCCUGAUGUCCCGCAUCAUGUGGCGCUUUACCAAGGCGCACCAAGCUUCCACCCGCAAGACCCUCACCUUGGGGUACCUCUUGGGACCGGAGAGACUGAAGGAAGACUUCCUUGGACAGGUUGUCACUCCCGCAUUGCUGCACGCAGCUAACGACAUCGCGGCCCUUCCGGUCAACGAGAUCGGCACCCACGAGACAAUUGUCUGCAAGGUCACCCGGAAGUCGAGAGCCUGGAUCAAGCUAUCUGCCGGCGGCUUUGGUUCCGCCAACGCCCGGGCCUUCCAAGAGAGCCUAUGGUACAACUUGUUCCAGUUCAUGACUGGACCGCGACGCUGCACGGCGGCGAUCCUUACCAUCCCCAGCUCCGACUUCCACAAGCCGGAGAUCAUGCGCUUCCUCGCCCCCUACUACGUCGAGAAGGACAGCCUCGUUGUGCCGGAGACCCCGGCGGCAGACGUUUACGUCCAGGAUGAUGAUCUUGAAGCAUACCUCAACGACAUGUUUUAAUGUUUUGCGUGCGAGGGGCGGGGCCAUGGCCGUGUUGAUGGUAUAUGGCAGGUGCCCAUGGAGAGUGCAUCUCGAAUAGCAUCGGUGCAUCCAUCUUGUCAUGAAACCUCCACUAUUUGCGGGAGGUGUUGGCGUGGGCCGGCUGUGAGCUACGAAUCCGUGUUUCAUAAACCUUACCACUGGUACACGUUAAACGAGAAGUUGACAAGUCAUGUUUUUGUGGCCGGGGGAUUGGAUGGAUAAUUAAAUUAGCGUGAUGGGAGUGGUGCACGUGGGUAGCUUUCGGUGCUGCAUCGAGAUUGGUAUGGCUCGAGCCUCGCGUCUUGAUAUUUCCGUAUCUCAUGCAUGGUCCAUCGAAGGAAAAGUCUUCGGGGCAGUUUUUCCCGAUGUUGUAGUUUCUCACAAAGUACCUCAAUUUUUUUUGGUUUUCAGUUUAUUCCAUCUCAAGAGAAUAUUCAUCGUGGCAGUGUUUAUUGGGUGUAAGUUACUCAGAGUCUUUCGACUUUUUUUUGUUUUAAUUUAUUCCAUCAAGAGAAAAUUCAUCGCGGUGGUAAGUUACUGAAGAGUCCUUCAACUUUAAAAAAUAUAUAUAUUCCAUCGAGGGAAAAUUCAUCGUGGCAGUUUUUCUUGGGUGGUAAGUUACUCAAAGAGUCCUUCAAUUUCUUUUGCUUUUAAUUUUUUCCAUCGAGAGAAUUUCAUCGCGUUGGUUUUUAAUUGUUCCAUCGAAAGAACAAUUCUUCGUCCCAGUUUUAUAGAUUUUUAUCUUUUUACGAUGGAAUCAGAUAAUUUGGGGGAGAAGGUUUGGCAUUCAUUGCCAGCUGGCUAUGCUGGGCACAUGGAGCGUGUUCGUUCGUGUUAUGUCGAAGAAGCAUUAUAUAUUGCGUGCAGCGUUCGGCCUCUGUACGUGCAAUCGGUGACGUCAGCAUGUACCCUGUAGGGGAGGUAUAUAUUGGGUGCCUUGAGGUCCCCUCAUAGUAGCAGUAUCAUGCGGUACGUUGUUUGUUGAUGGAAUUGAUGCGCCGGAGUUGUACAUGUUACGAAGGGAGGGGGGAACAAGGAAAGGCACGGAUCAGGGCGGGGGGCGGGGGGGUGUCAAAAGGCGACAUAUAUGGCGUAUAUGAGCUUGAGCGUGUUUGUACGUCAAGGAGCACUGCAGUACAUGCUGCUGCAAGGGACGACAAGGGAAAGACAAAAAUAAAGACCAAUGAAACAAAAAAUACAAAGAGAAAAUAACCAAACAAAUGAAUUUCGAAAGGAAAAUAUCCUAAUUUUCGGCCCCGUCAGUACCACUUGGCUGACACGGUCUCCACAGGGUUUUCCAGGGUGUGCACCCCGCCAGGGUCCCUGAGUGGCAGGGUACGUACAGGGUGUGGGAUCAGUACCCUCGCAGGGUACCCACCCUACCAUUGGGUCAAGCCUGCAGCGUAGUCUUUCCAGGGUGACCUUGACAGGGUGAAAUCUCCCCACCCUGGCAGGGUAGCCGAAUGGCUACGUGCGCAAUCAGCACAUCCGUUCUCUCUAACCAAGUCCGACACCAAGAGAGACAGCCAAAGCGUUGAGUU
Molecule: messenger RNA, 2553 nt
Organism: Ectocarpus sp. CCAP 1310/34
Lineage: Eukaryota; Phaeophyceae; Ectocarpales; Ectocarpaceae
Source: the annotation of a GenBank genome assembly